GAGGCUCUCAGCGCUUAUGCGUCACUUGAUCUACAGUCUGUGAUCAUGGCGGAACCGGAGCCACCUCUGAGCGAAGCGGAGCCGCAACUUGUCAACGGGGACGGUAUGAACGAAGAGCCGGAGGACGCAGCAGACACAUCGGAGAGCGUCAAGAAAAGGAGAAAAAAGAAGAAAAAGAACAAGACUGCAGGGUUAGCAGGGGCGAAUGAAGCUGAAGGGGAUGGAGAAGCCGGAGGUUUCGGUGAUGUUACAAAACAGUUGGAGCAGCAAACUCUGGACGACAAAGAGCGAGAGGAAGAUGGAGAAGAAGAUGGAGAUGAGGCAGAGAGUUCAACCUCCAAGAAGAAAAAGAGGAAGAAAAAGAAGAAAGGAUUGAAGGGACAGACUGACCCUCCCUCAGUCCCUAUUUGUGAGCUCUAUCCCAACGGAGACUUUCCAACAGGAGAGGAGUGCGAGUACCCCCCAUCAAAAGACGGGCGCAGUGCAGCAUGGCGGACCACCAGCGAAGAGAAGCGCGCUCUAGACCGGGCCAAUGAGGAGAUGUGGAGUGACUUUAGGCAGGCAGCAGAGGCACACAGGCAAGUCCGUGCCUACGUGAGGAGCUGGAUCAAACCUGGGAUGACAAUGAUUGACAUCUGUGAGAAGCUCGAGGAUUGCUCUAGAAAACUCAUCAAAGAGGACGGGCUGAGGGCUGGUCUGGCCUUUCCCACCGGCUGCUCCAUAAACCACUGUGCUGCCCAUUACACGCCCAACGCUGGAGACCCCACUGUCCUGCGCUACGAUGAUGUCUGCAAAAUUGACUUUGGGACACACAUAAACGGUCGAAUAAUAGACUGUGCCUUCACCGUCACUUUCAAUCCAAAGUACGACCGGCUGCUGGAGGCGGUGAGAGACGCCACCAACACAGGCAUCAAGUGCGCUGGGAUCGAUGUGCGCCUGUGCGAUGUGGGUGAGACCAUUCAGGAGGUCAUGGAGUCCUAUGAAGUGGAGAUAGAUGGAAAAACAUAUCAAGUGAAGCCAAUCAGGAAUCUCAACGGACACUCUAUCGGACCUUACAGGAUACACUCAGGGAAAACUGUCCCUAUUGUCAAAGGAGGAGAGGCAACAAGGAUGGAGGAAAAUGAAGCUUACGCCAUUGAGACAUUUGGGAGCACAGGAAGAGGUGCUGUUCAUGACGACAUGGAGUGCUCCCACUACAUGAAGAACUUCAACGUGGGACAUGUGCCAAUAAGACUCCCAAGGGCUAAACACCUGCUCAACGUCAUCAACGAGAACUUCGGGACACUGGCCUUUUGUCGCCGCUGGCUGGACCGUCUGGGCGAGAGCAAGUACCUCAUGGCGCUGAAGAACCUGUGUGACCUGGGCAUCGUGGACCCCUACCCCCCCCUGUGUGACAUCAAGGGCAGCUACACAGCCCAGUAUGAACACACCAUCCUCCUCAGGCCAACGUGCAAAGAGGUGGUGAGCAGGGGAGAGGACUAUUAAAGGUGCAUUGUAUAACUUUUCUGGUGGAGGGUCUGUCAAAUACUUUUCUCCAUUUAGAUGUUAUUAUUUUGUCUGGAGCGUUUUACAGUAUGGUAUUAAGCCUCUAUCACCAUGGAGACCAAACACAAGAAGAGGCAAAACUGUUGACAGUCAGAAUGUCUGUUUUUCUAGGUAUUUUUGAGCUAUAAAACCACGUAUAAUUGAAUAAAUGCAAGGUAGAUCUGUUUAUUGUCAUGCUGUGGAACAUUCUAGGCAGAGCAAUGACAAUCCAUAGAAAUAAGCAGGUGAUGAACUCCCAACCAAAAAGUUACAUAGUGCACCUUUAGAGCAUGCAGUUACACAAGCAAGAGGCAAGAUGUCCCAAAAUUUGAUGAAAAUAUGCAACAUGGAUUUCCAGUGCUUUUUAAUCAAGAAAAUGGCUGAUGUCAAACAGUUAAGCCCAAAAUGAUUCAUACCCUGUUUGAAUUUUGAGUUGUUGUUUUUUUUUUUUAUCUGAUUCAGGAAGAAAUAAGUCAACUGAGUGGAAAAUGGCAAUGUGCGAAAUGAGUUUUUUUUUUUUGGUCUUUCUUUACGUUUUGCUCUUUCCACUUAGAAUUGUGUGUGCUUUUCUGCUUAGAUGUUCGGAGGAUGUCAUUACUCCAUUUUUUUCUGUCAUAUUUCUAAAAUUGUUCAGGUUCAGGUCUGGACUCUAAAUCCUAUAAGAAACUUAUACCUUAUUUGUGUAUAUUUAGGUUGUUGUACAAAGCCAUGUGUUGAAUUAUACAUUUGGGCAUAACUGUAGCUUCUUAGUAGUAUUUAUUUGUUUAAGUUAAAACAUAAGGGCAUAUCUAAAGAAAUUAAUUGUUGCAAUUUUCUUUUCACUUUUUUGUGCUGCUUAAAAUAUGCAAGAAAAUGAUAUGCAAAAAUAUGCAAAAAAGUGUUUGUCAAAAAACUAAAAUGCUCUGCUGAAUUGCCUUGUUAAUAAGGAAUUAAGCUGCCAUGAAAUGUUUAUAUUUCUACAUUUCUUUGAAUUUAAGUUUUAAAAUAA
Messenger RNA from Boleophthalmus pectinirostris (great blue-spotted mudskipper), 2512 nucleotides. Its product is annotated as methionine aminopeptidase 2-like. The record is from RefSeq and is a predicted model, not a curated record. Gene Ontology annotation, biological process: proteolysis. Gene Ontology annotation, molecular function: metalloaminopeptidase activity. NCBI's taxonomy places the organism in Eukaryota, Metazoa, Chordata, Actinopteri, Gobiiformes, Gobiidae.